Molecule: messenger RNA, 633 nt
Organism: Effrenium voratum
Lineage: Eukaryota; Dinophyceae; Suessiales; Symbiodiniaceae
Source: the annotation of a GenBank genome assembly
GAGAUCAAGAAGGCAUACAAGAAAGCAGCGUUGACCCACCACCCGGACAAGGGCGGUGAUGCUGACAAGUUCAAGGAGUGCGGGGCCGCAGUUGAGACCCUCACAGAUGAGAGGAAGCGGGCCGCCUACGACUCCACCCUGAUCCGCCUCCGCUCCAAGGAUGGCCUGGGAGGCGGCGUGCCCCGCUUUGCGCGGGACUCCUCCGCAGACCGGCGGCCGCCAGGCCCGGCCCCAGCCCCGGCUCCAGCCCAGAAGCCCCCGGCGCCCAAGCCGGCGCCGAAGCCUUCAGGGGCGGUGGAGAUCCCAUCGGAUCCCAGCAGCCUCAGCAUCAAGGAGCUGAAGGAGCUGCUGUCGGCCCUGGGCAUCGACCACGAGAACUGCUUGGAGAAGGCGGACCUGCUGUCUUUGCUCCGGGACCGGAAGGACUGGGGGCGAGCGGGAGUCCAGCGUGCCGCGGAAGCCGCCGCCCGCGCCGGCGCCCAGCGUGCCGCAGGCUACGCCCAAAGAGGGCCGAGCGUUGCGGGUGAAGGUCAUGUCCACAGGCUCUGCUACCGCGGGCAAGAGCACGCUGAUCAAGCGCUACUGCGAGAGCCGGUUCGUGCAGACGAAGUACAUCCCCACCAUCGGCAUUGA